ACCGGUUUUGUGUGACGUCAUCAGCCACUACGUGGUGUAGACUAUACCAAGUAGGUCUUGACUAUACACUGUAGAACAUCGACCUCACAUUCUUUAUAGUCUAAAUCAGUCCAGUUUUCGUGGCUUGCGUACGUCAGACUCUAUAACAUUUGACCAUGAAGGCAGCCCCUCCGUUCUGCCUGUUCCAGGGCCUGCUGCUGGUCUCUACAGUGAUGCUGGGUAUAAUGAUGGGCGUGUUACUGACGGGACAGACUCAGAUACGGGUAUACUCUAGAGAAAGAAGAGCAACAUCUGCGCCUGAACUGACAUACAACUCAGCUCAGCCUAUGAACCAACAGUCAGAACUGACAUACAAACCAACCGAGUCCAUCGAAAAAACACCCCCCAAACCGCCUGAUCUAAAAUAUAACCCUGGCUGUGUACCACGUACAAAACUCGCCUUUAUAAAGACACACAAAACCGGAGGGACAACCUUUAUGCAGAUCCUACACCGCAUCGCUUAUCUUAAGGACCUGUCUAUCAUAAUGGGUAAGAGCACAAACCACGGAAGUAUCAACGAAUUCUACCAUCACGGUAUCAAAAAGGAAAAAUUAAUACCCCCAAAAGAAAAAUAUUACGAUAUCCUAGCCUAUCACACCAAGUACAAUCGCGAAGUAACAGACAAAGCGCUCGGACCAAACGCGAUGUAUAUCACAUUAUUACGCGAGCCACUCGGCCAACUGCGUUCACAGUUUAACUUUUAUUGGAUGGCGAAGUCUUUCAAGAUCACCGGUGAAAACCCUCUUUCACAAUUCUUAAAGGAUCCAGCGAAGUAUGAUCACAGAUCCCCAGGGUAUAUGGCGACAAGAAACCCCAUGUCUUCAGACUUGGGGUUUGGGAAGAAAGAUCUGAUUGCUCUAACAGAUCAAGCUAUGAAAAGUAAAGAAGAAGUAUACUUCCCAAAACCUCCUCCAAUGAUAGAAAGUUUUAUAAAGAAUAUUUCCUCACAAAUGGAUUUAGCUAUGAUUAUGGAAUAUUUUGACGAAUCUUUAGUACUUUUAAAGAGAAUGAUGUGUUGGGACCUACAAGACAUUCUGUACUUCAAAUCCCUUUCGUUUAACUACAAAGCGAAAGAAGAGGAAAUAUCGGAAGAUUUGGUCAAAAUGCACAGAAGAUGGGACGUUGUAGACUACUUUUUGUACGAUCAUUUCAACAGGAGUUUCUGGAAUCGUGUCAGCAAAGAAGAAGGCAACUUCUGGGACGAAGUCAAACACUUUAAGGAACAGAAUCGUCGAAUGCAGACGUACUGUCUCGGAGAAAAUAUCGAGAAAACGGACGAACAAUCCAGUCUUGUCGUCGAAGAGACGGCAUGGAACUCAAGGUUUCUUAUAACGCCAGAAUUCUGUACGGUAGUCAAAUACGGACAGUUUUGUUUUAUGACGCUACUACGGGAUCGCGCGUUUCAGCGUAUAAAGAACAAAGGCAAGCCAGCAAAACCGAUAGAUCCACUGAAAACAAAGAUGAAAUCGUUAUACGAGAAACCGUUGUGUGAGAUUUGUGACAUUGUGUCCAGGGAUUGCACCUUUAACGAGUACCUGACUCAUCUGUACCAUGAUAAGAUAAUUUCCCGCGCAAAAACAAGUUUCCAUCCUUCAGGGAUGGGAGGGCGAGGCAAGAUUGCUGAUCAUGUGUAGCUAUAGGUCAGGCUGUCUGCAGUUUUAGAACAUUUCGCAUGGUGGCAAUUUGACCUUUUACGAGUGCCUGGCUCAUCUGUACCAUGAUAAAAUCAUUUCCCGCGCAAAAACAAGCUUCCAUUCUUCAGGGAUGGGAG
Molecule: messenger RNA, 1810 nt
Organism: Branchiostoma floridae (Florida lancelet)
Lineage: Eukaryota; Metazoa; Chordata; Leptocardii; Amphioxiformes; Branchiostomatidae
Product: galactosylceramide sulfotransferase-like
Exons: 3
Coding region: 156-1673 (505 amino acids)
Biological process (GO): glycolipid biosynthetic process
Cellular component (GO): membrane
Molecular function (GO): galactosylceramide sulfotransferase activity
Source: RefSeq, a predicted model, not a curated record